This is a messenger RNA of Rhizophagus irregularis DAOM 181602=DAOM 197198, 1084 nucleotides long. RefSeq lists its product as uncharacterized. NCBI's taxonomy places the organism in Eukaryota, Fungi, Glomeromycota, Glomeromycetes, Glomerales, Glomeraceae. Gene Ontology annotation, molecular function: protein binding. Gene Ontology annotation, cellular component: nucleus. The record is from RefSeq and is a predicted model, not a curated record.
AUUAAAGAUGGCACAACCAAUAAGCUCUGAAGAAUUUCGUAAAAGAGCCAAACGAUUACUUGAAGCGUUCGUUUAUGAUUAUUUGAGAAAAUCUGGAUGUACUGAUACAGCUAGAACAUAUUUCGAAGAAGUUGGCCUUGAUAAUUGGCCUCCUGAAUGGUUAAUUAAUGUAAUUAGAAAUGAAAUUAUAACAAAAAAACAAGAAAAUGAAGUCAUAAAAGAAAGAAAGAAAAAAGUCCAAAUGCAUCACAGGGGAAAUAAAGGAGAACAUGCUAACGAUGAUGAUGGAAAUAAGAAAGAAGAAAAUGAAGAGCAUAUUGAAGUGAGUACGGGAGAAUCUCAGAAAGAAAAUAAUGAAGAAAUUCGGAAAGAUACAAAUUUCAAGGAUGUAGAAGAACACGUAGAAGACGAUACAACAACAGGCGAUGCCACCAGACAUAAUUAUCAUUGUUCUAAUGAAUUCAUGAAGUCAACUUCAACUGAUACAACUCUAUUACCACCUUUUAAUGCGUUUUCAAAUAAUGAACUUCCUAGUAUACCAUUACCAUUGGAUGUUCCGGGUGGAUUUCUCAAUGAGUGGUGGUUAACUUUCUGGGAUUUGUUUAGUAAUUUGCAGGAACGUAAUUCGAGAAUAUCUUACGGUAAUUCCUUUGAAUAAAUACUUAGCAUCUAACUCUCCAAAGAAAUUAAAUUCCGGUCACUUGCUUUUUAAUAAAUAAGAAAUAUAUCUGUGAUACAGCAAAUUCAAUAAUAACGGUGUUCGGAAAUCUGAAUUUUAAAUUAAUUCAAAUUACUAUAAAUUAAUUUUAUUCACCAUAGAUAAAUUAUAAAAUAAAAUAGAUAGUUGCACCGGGGGAUAUCUCUUCAUCUAUUUAUCAUAUCCUUCACCUUUAAUCCUAUUUGUCACCUUUAUAUAAUAUUGCUAAUUUAUUAGAGUAGGUUAUUAGAGAGAAUUUAAAUAUCCCCCUGGUUUAAGAUAUAAAUAAUUAAAUUGUUUAAACAUUAUUAUAUAAAUUAGAAUAAAAUAUUAAUAUUAUUAUUAUUAAGCUUUAUAAUUAGAAUUAUUAGAUAUUUUUUUUUUUUU